Eurytemora carolleeae is the source of this 4522-nucleotide messenger RNA. It is a transcript of the gene pkaap, whose product is annotated as A-kinase anchor protein 10, mitochondrial. Gene Ontology annotation, biological process: intracellular protein localization. The record is from RefSeq and is a predicted model, not a curated record. Bases 412 to 2574 code for a protein of 720 amino acids. The transcript has 19 exons. NCBI's taxonomy places the organism in Eukaryota, Metazoa, Arthropoda, Copepoda, Calanoida, Temoridae. Gene Ontology annotation, cellular component: plasma membrane.
UGUUGUAAACUUGUAGCCCCUGAUAAAGUGUACACUACGGCUACCUGUCCAUCCAGUAACUUUCUCCAAGUAAACAAUAAUUUUUUUCCUUUAACUUUUAGCUUAAUUUCAUCAUUGAAAACAUAUAAGAUACAUCUUUAGUUUUUUCUUCUCUGUUUUCCGCACAUUUUUUAAUCCUAUCAUGAUCAUGACAUUGUUUUCAUUACGGAGAAAUCGCAAAAUCUAGAUGUUAAAUAAUUUUUUUUGUUUCAUCGUUUUCGUUACAGUUUGAAAAUUUAAGCGUAUCUGGAAGUCAAUACUGUUGUCCAAUAUAUGUUGUGAUUAUUUUUUCUUGUCGUAAAUUUUUUGCAUUAUUUUCAGAAUAAAAAUGGUUUUAAUUUGGCGAAUUAUAGCGGUAAAGUUUGAUUGAAAAUGGCAUUUUGGAGACGAGUUAAAAACAAAAACAGUGGAGGGAAUGUCUCCAAGUCCCAGAGCUGUCCUGGUUUCGAAUCUGAUGAUCUCCGGAAUAUAUCCUAUACAGAGAAGAGAGAACCUUUGGCAGAUUUCUCGACAGAAUAUGAAGAGAAAUGGAAGGAAGGUGAUAACAAAGAUUUAACAGAUAUUAAAUUCUCCAGACUUUCUCCACCCUUACAGGAACUGCUGAAUGACCCUUCUGCUCUGGGAUACUUUAUCCAGUAUCUGGAUACACGCAGUGCCGGUCAUCUUGUUAAAUUUUACCUGGAUACUCAGAGUUUCAGAAACUCCGCGGAUUUUGUGCGCUCCUCGCCGCGGCAUUGUUCCCGAGGGAUCGAUGAGGAACGAGGGAGACUGGAACGUGUUCCUGAAAAUAGCUCCCUUGAGUCGAGUUCCCAGCCAAGUUCCUCAGCUCCCUCCCCCUCCUCCUCAUCAUCUCUUCACAAUAUAGCCUCUGAAUCAGAAAGUUUCGACUCAGGAUUCUCAAAAGAAUUUGAAUCCGGAAGAGAAUCAGGGCAUCCUAAUACACCUUCAUGUACAUGUAGUUCAUCAUGUACAUGUAGUGCGUCAUGUACAGGUGCUUGUACUCCCGAAGGAUCAUGUACAGGCUCCUGCUCAUCCAUCGGAGGCUCUGUGGCAUCCUUUCCAUCCUCCAAUCAGUCCUCUAACCAUCAGAGUGGUGGUUUGGAGUCUGAAGAAUAUGGACGAAAAGAAUCUAUUCUAAAAUCUAGAACUGAAGAUGCUCUUAACAUUUACAGAAGAUAUAUAGCACCUGAUAGUGCUACUUCGAUCUGUAUUCCUACUGAAAUGACACGUGAUAUCGUUGAACUAAUCUGUGAUGAAACUGGUUUUGUGGAUCCUGACUGCUUCCUUCAUGCCCAGGAUGAAGUAUUGUGUGUACUUGAGUCUGAACACUAUCCUGGAUUCCAGGAGAGUGAAUACCAGGCUAAACACCAGUUAGAUGUUCUGACAGGGGGCAAGCUUGUUAUUACCGACCUACUCUACAACGACGUAGCACUCUUCCACUUGAUGGAGUUCAUGGAGGCUGAGGGGCAGAGGGCUGUUGUAGAAUUCUGGAUGUCAGCUCACAACUUCCAGCAGUCCAUAGCCAGUAACGAUGAUGAGAGUUCCGGAGAAACUACCCAUGAUGCGAUGAUACUGUACGACAAAUAUUUUUCAAUGCAGGCUAGUAAUCCCCUGGGAUUUGAUGACAGUAUUCGGUUGGAAAUAGAGAAUAAUAUUUGCCAGGAUACUGGGCCUGGUAUACACUGCUUCUCCAGGGCACUCCGUAUACUGCUGGCCUAUAUAGAAACCAAAUACUUAACGAAGUUUCUGGCUUCCACCCUUUUCCAAUCAUACGUCAAGGAACUUAUUUCAUCUAUACAGAACUGCAGUAAACCCUCUAUACAAUCUCCUGUAAAAACCAACAUCACAACAAUCACAACAACAACAACAACAAUGCGUGGGCACAACAACCUCAACAGAUGUAACAGCAGCGAGAGUAUCAGUAGUUGUAACAGUGAGUCAUCGAGCAGAUUAUCCCAUCUUGGUGUUCAAAGGAAUACUCUGCUAGCUACCGGGGAUAAGCUCUCUCCGGUAGAAAGGUUUGGAAGUUUGAGAAUAGAUAACGGUGCCCUAACUGAUCCUGACUCUAUCUGGAAACGAAAGCCUAUCAAGUCUAAAGUCGGUAAGAUUGAUUAUCUUGGUAGAUACCACUCCAGCUGGGAGAAACCUCCAGAUAUUCUCAAGGAAGGAGGGUUGAUUGGUAAGGUGAGAAGGUUGGGUCGAGGAAACGAGCAGAUCAGAUUACAGGAGGAAAUGGCCUGGCAGGUCGCGGAGAUGUUUGUCAGAGAUGUAACCAGUAUAACAAUGGGAGGAGACAAUAAUAAUGGAGAACUAGAAACCCAGGAAAAAGAUCCAGGUCACAAAAUAUCCUCGGAUAGAGAAUACAGCACUGAACCUGUCAAGGAUACACAAUACAUUCCAGUCCCUUCGGAUACAGAAACACCCGAUGCUAAAACAAGAUACAUUCCAGAAUUAGUUCCUAAUACCGAAAAUUCAGUCCAUUUAUCUAUCAAUUAUAGCAUGCAUAAUUCAGACAAAAUUAGUUCCAACUCAUAACUAAACAGCGCUUUACAUAAAUUGUGAUACAGGGUUUCUAACUAAACUUUACAGUUGGUUGACGAUUUUAAGAUCAUCUUUGUUCUUUGAUUGCCAUCUUUAAGUGUGAAUAUACAGAUUUUGCAUGAAUUUUUAUAAACUUUUAUAAAUUUAUCUUGCCGAAGGGCCAUUUUUGUUUAAUUUAUUAAUUAGAAAUCUGACGGAACUUGUACAUCACUAUUAAAGAAAGCUUAAAUAGCUGACCAUAUUUUGCAAAUCCCAAAAAUAGGGGAAAUCAUAUCCAUACUUGUAAUAUGAAGGAGACGACUGAAUGCUGCAAAUGAUUUCAAAGGCGUGUAGAGUGGAGACCUUUAGGUCGUUUUCCACCGUCAUGUUUAAUGGGACACCCUGUAUUUACACAUUAUAGACAAUUGUAGAAUAUUCAUAUUUACUCUAACGGGUUGUUGUCCAAAGAUGUUUAUUCCUUUCAUUAAAGGGAAAGUAGACGUAAUUUCAGGGAACUCUUGAUUUGAUGAGUAGAAUUUCCGAUUCGCAUGAGUUCCCUCUAAACAUUAAUCAGAUCAACAAUUAGGAAGAUGUCGUCGUUGUUCUAUCUUUAAAGGGACUGUAAGCGUAAUUUCCAUUAACUCUUCAUACAUAGUUUACAAUGCCAGAUUCAUAACGGUACCCAUAAAAGAUUUGUCCGCUAAAGUAAGAAUUAUAUAACAAUGUUCAUAAAUUUGAAAACUGAUUAAAUUUUAUUGUGGUUUCUUUACAUUUAACGACAUGAAAACAUUAAGGAAUCAUGGGAAUUAAACACGUUUAUAACCAAAAACGACAACAUAUUUCACGCAGUAGAUAGAAAAAGUUUUCAAUUGCUAUCCCUGUGAUUCGGGCAUUGCCAUCUUUGCAUGGAGUGUGUGCACUUACGCCCACACUCCUCAUAAACGUGUUGGAUACGCUCACAGUCCUCAUGAACGUGUUGAAUACGCCCACAGUCCUCAUAAACGUGUUGAAUACGCCCACAGUCCUCAUAAACGUGUUGAAUACGCCCACAGUCCUCAUAAAUGUGUUGAAUACGCCCACAGUCCUCAUAAACGUAUAGAAUACGCCAACAGUUCUCAUAAACAUGUUGAAUACGCCCACAGUCCUCAUAAACGUGUUGAAUACGCCAACAGUCCUCAUGAACGUGUUUAAUUAUGAUUAUUUCCUAUUUCUCCCGGUUGCAAACAUCUACUUGUCUCUUGUAGGGAGAGCCGAAGAAGGAAAAUAAUGAAGUUUAUUUAUAACAAGAAUAUGUCAUUCAUCAUUAACUACACACAAAUUUUAAGAGUAUCAUUGUGAAUUGGAAAAUCUUUAAAUGGAGAGACUCAUGAAAUUACUCAUUCCAUCCCUUUAAUACAUUUCAGAUCAAUGAUCUCUAAUCUUUCUUUUAUUGAUUCCCUCUUGUCGCAAAUCUUUUUCCAAAAAAACAUAUAAGUAAAUAAAAACUUCUUAUCCAAAUUUAGUCUAAUUUAUAAAUAUCUUUACUAAUCAAGUUUUCUUUGAAGAAAAGAAGCCUUUUUCAUAAGUCAUCUUAUUAGUUUGCUGUCCUCUUAGAAGCCUUAUACAUUUAUGUUUAUUUUUUCUCUUUUCUUUGUCAUAACUUCUGAUAAAAAAUAUGUUAUACCUAUAGACCCAGACCCUGUUCAGAUUUUUAUAAGCGUAUAAGAUUUUUGUAAGCGUAUUUUAAAGUGUCCUAAUUAAAAAAGAGGUAUGACCAAAUCACAACGGUACCAUUUAAUCCUUUAUCUGCUCAAGGAUAUGGAAGAAAUAGUCGUAUUUUGGAUAUCUAUAAUUUUAUCUUGAUUAUCAAGACAAGAUUUUCAAGAGUACAAUUGUGAAUAGGACAUGGCACUUUUUUCAAAUAGAGAGUAACUUAAUAUUACGACUACAGUGACCCCUGUAAAUAAAACAAUUGUCUUCCUCA